Molecule: messenger RNA, 919 nt
Organism: Brienomyrus brachyistius
Lineage: Eukaryota; Metazoa; Chordata; Actinopteri; Osteoglossiformes; Mormyridae
Gene: bet1
Product: Bet1 golgi vesicular membrane trafficking protein
Exons: 4
Coding region: 139-480 (113 amino acids)
Biological process (GO): vesicle fusion with Golgi apparatus; endoplasmic reticulum to Golgi vesicle-mediated transport
Cellular component (GO): Golgi trans cisterna; SNARE complex
Molecular function (GO): SNAP receptor activity
Source: RefSeq, a predicted model, not a curated record
CGCUGCCGGCUUCCGUAUGAUGUCGUGGCGUUUCACUCUAACCUGAAAUGGAAACAUGCUAGCUUAGCACAGGGAUCAAACGAAAUAAAUAAAAGGUAUUUCUAUACACCAUUGCCGCAACAGCUUUAAACUAUCAAAAUGAGGCGCGCCGGUAUGGGUGAUGGGGCACCCCCAGGAGGGUAUGUUGCAAGUGGAUACAGUGCUCAGGAAACAGAAAAUGAACAUUUGCAAGAUGGAUUAAAGAAAAAGGUAGAAGCUCUGAAACAUCUUUCCAUUGACAUUGGAGCAGAAGUGAAAUAUCAGAAUACAAUGUUGAAAAGUAUGGACUCAGACUUUGACUCCACAGGUGGGUUUCUGCAGGCCACCAUGGGCAGACUGAAGCUGCUUUCUAGAGGCAGCCAGACCAGGAUCUACUGCUACAUGCUGCUGUUCGCCCUCUUCGUCUUCUUCGUUCUCUACUGGGUGAUCAGACUGAGGUGAUGAAACGGCAACAUCCCUACCCCACAAACCAGAAAGUGUGCCAUGCUUCACUGGAGCAGAGAUUCAGGAUGUGUUUCAGAUUUGUUUUAAAAGGCGGACUGGGAUCUCGAAAAAAUAUAUACGGCCCGUUGGCGUAAAUUGAUCUGGCCAAUAUGGAUGUAUGACGUCUCAUAUAGAGUGUCAGAACUUAUAGAUACUGCCAUUCUGGGUAAUUCUUUUAUAGCAAUUACGUAAAACUCUGUUUUGCUUUUGAGACUGAAAAAUAUUGGUUCUUGUUUAUAUUUACUAAUACUGUGUACCUGUUGUCUGUUUAUGUGGGGAAAAAAUCCUAGAGGGAGCUGUAUUCGAUUGAGUGUAAAUCCCUCAGUGUCCAACAGUUUUUCAUCUGUAUCAAAAGUGUAAAUUAUGUAAUUACAAAAAAUAAUAUGCCUGAAAAAGG